Malassezia vespertilionis is the source of this 957-nucleotide messenger RNA. It is a transcript of the gene MEU1, whose product is annotated as S-methyl-5'-thioadenosine phosphorylase. Gene Ontology annotation, biological process: nucleoside metabolic process. Lineage: Eukaryota; Fungi; Basidiomycota; Malasseziomycetes; Malasseziales; Malasseziaceae. The record is from RefSeq and is a predicted model, not a curated record. Gene Ontology annotation, cellular component: cytosol. The transcript has a single exon. Gene Ontology annotation, molecular function: S-methyl-5-thioadenosine phosphorylase activity. Bases 1 to 957 code for a protein of 318 amino acids.
AUGCAAUCCGCAGCGCCGAAACCUGACUGGAACGGCCCUCCCAUACACGUUGGCGUGAUUGGUGGCAGUGGUCUGUACAAGCUGGAAGGAAUCGAGAUCAUCGAUUCCGUGCUGCCAGAGACGCCCUGGGGCCUGCCUUCGUCGCCGCUCAGCAUUGCCCGCACGCCGUCCGGCACGCUCGUUGCGUUCCUUGCGCGCCAUGGACUUUCGCACUCGUAUUCGCCUUCUGGUGUUCCUGCGCUGGCCAACAUUGCUGCGCUCAAGCACAUUGGUGUCCGGGUGAUUCUUGCGUUUUCUGCAGUCGGUUCGUUGCGCGAGGAAAUUGCACCCAAAGACUUUGUGAUUGCAUCGCAAAUCAUCGAUCGGACUAAAGGCAUACGCCGCUCUACGUACUUUGGUGAAGGCGAGGAGAAGAAUGUGGUUGCGCACGCCUCGUUUGGCGAGCCCUUUGACGUGCAUUUGCGUCCCAUUGUGGAAGGCAUAGCGCGCGAAACGCUCGCUUCGCACAAUUCCUCCGUCCGUGUGCACUCCAACAAAACCGUUGUCUGCAUGGAGGGUCCGGCAUUUUCGACGCGCGCCGAGUCGCUUAUGUACCGCCAGCUUGGCGGCGACAUCAUCAACAUGUCCGUGAUUCCCGAGGCAAAGCUGGCGCGCGAAGCUGAAAUGAGUUAUGUACUUAUUGCUACUGCGACAGACUACGAUGCCUGGCGGGAGUCGUCCGAAGCUGUGAAUGUGGCCGAGGUGAUUAAGAGUUUGCAGGCCAACGCAGCAGCGUCGCAAGUGGUGACCAAAGCGUUGGUCGACAAGGUCGCUGAACUUGUCGAGGACGACAACUCCAAGGUCCUGACCAACUCGGACCGUAGUAUGCGCUUCAGUAUUAUGACGCGCCCCGAGAAUGUCGACGAGGGGGUGCAACAGCGCAUUCGCUAUAUUUUGCCCUGGUACGGGAGCCAGUAG